Ectocarpus siliculosus is the source of this 1155-nucleotide messenger RNA. The record is from the annotation of a GenBank genome assembly. NCBI's taxonomy places the organism in Eukaryota, Phaeophyceae, Ectocarpales, Ectocarpaceae.
AUGGCGGCAUCUGCACGCAUGGUGAGCUCGCGCUCUGGCCCGAAGAAGCACCCAGUCGUAAUUGAUCUCGGCAGCGCUUUCAUCAGGUGCGGUUUCGCCGGCGAACCGCGGCCGAUCCACGUCGUCCCGUCCCCCAUCGGCGGCGAUGGCGACGGCGAGGACUCGGCGAGGACGGAGCAAGAGUGGGUGGAAGUCCUGACCGGGGUGCUGCAGAGGCUGUACACGGAGAGCCUGCAGUGCCGCCCGAGGGUGCCCUCCCUUCACAUGUGCGCCGGCCCCGCGCCCGCCCUGUUCUGCACCGGAGUGGACACUGGCAUGGUCUUGGACAUCGGGCGAUCAGAAGCGCACGUUGUUGCUGUUUACAGAGGCGCCACUCUCACAAGCUCGUACGCAGGGGUACCACUCGGGUGUCGCGCGGUCCAGGAGCGCGUGAGAGAGCUCCUCAUCGAGGAAGAGGAGCAAGCGGUGGGGGACGGGGGCGGCGCGAGGCCCCUAACCUCCCGAGAGGUUGAGGACGUGGUGGUGCGGGCGUGCUUGGUGCCUGUUGGAGGUGUACCCUCGCCUGACCAGGUGUCGCCCAUGGAGUUGAUGUUUGCGGGUCAGAGAAGAGUUGUCGUAAGCGGCGCCACCCGCACUACGGCCGCCGAGCAGGCGUUGUUCGAAGGGGACGAAGAGGGACGAAGCCUCGCCACCCUGGUGCUGGACUGCCUCAAGCGGUGUCCAAGGGACUGCCGUAGAGCUCUCGUGCAGAACGUGCUUGUGGCGGGCGGCGGGGCGGUUCUCCCCGGCCUGCCCGCGCGCCUCGCCCAAGAAAUCGAAGCUCUCGCCACCGCCGCCGCCGCGCCGCCGCCGCCGCUGGGAAGUUCCGAGGGGUACUCGUGGGCGCGCGCCGCAGUCUGCGGGGACCCCGGAGGCUUGUGCGUGGUGAGGGUACCCGUGCGGCGAGAUCACCUGGUCUGGACGGGGGCGUCCAUCAUGGCUUCGCUUGGGGGCAUCGCGGACAGGAGUCUGACGUGCGAGCAGUACCUCGCGCGGCGGGGCGAAGGGGGGGGGCGGUUGUUGCCGGACUGGAUGUCGGUUUCGUCCGCGGACUGGCUGUUCGAGGGAGGGGGUGCUGCCGCGGCUGCUGUACACAGCAGCAGGGUUUCCGCUUAG